CGUUUUGUGCUGUUGCUCGGGCUCGCGGCGCCUGGUCCCGCGCCUGCAGGUGCCGCCAAGAUGAAGGUGGUGGAGGAGCCCAACACUUUCGGGCUCAACAACCCGUUCCUGCCCCAGACCAGUCGCCUCCAGCCCAAGAAGGAUCCUUCACCCGUAUCUGGGCCCGCGCAUCUCUUCAGACUCUCUGGCAAGUGCUUCAGCCUGGUGGAGUCCACGUACAAGUACGAGUUCUGCCCAUUCCACAACGUGACCCAGCAUGAGCAGACCUUCCGCUGGAACGCCUACAGCGGGAUCCUUGGCAUCUGGCACGAGUGGGAAAUCAACAACAAUACCUUCAGGGGCAUGUGGAUGAGGGAUGGCGACUCCUGCCAGUCCCGGAGCCGGCAGAGCAAGGUGGAGCUCACCUGUGGCAAAAGCAACCGCUUGUCCCACGUGUCUGAGCCGAGCACCUGUGUCUACUCACUAACGUUCGAGACACCCCUCGUCUGCCACCCCCACUCCUUGUUAGUGUACCCGGCCCUGCCUGCGGCCCUGCAGCAGAGGUGGGACCAGGUGGAACAAGACCUGGCAGAUGAGCUGAUCACCUCCCAGGGCUAUGAGAAGUUGCUCCGGGCAAUUUUUGAGGAUGCUGGCUACUUAAAGACUCCAGAACAAAGCGAGUUGGCACAGCAGGAAGGAGGCACUAAGGGCUUGGUGUUUGAGACGCUGGAGAGCUGCAGUGAGGCACAUAAAGCCCUGUCAAAGGAGGUAAAAAAACUAAGAAGUAUGCUGACCCAGCAUGGCAUCCCCUAUGUGAAGCCUGCAGAAACUUCCAGCUCUGAGAACUUAGGCUCCAAGACACCCACAGCCAGGACAGCAGAGCACCUACAAGACGACCCCGGACUGCAUGGGAACACCUUGUGAUCUGGGGCAGAGCAAGGAGUCUUGGGCCCAAGGAUGCACAUCCUCUGUUCCUUCUGUUCCAGGCAGCUCUCCAGGUUAUACUCAAAGAUGCAGACAAAACAAAGGAAAGAUUCCAAGUUUUAAUUAAUUUUCAUACUGAUAAAAAUAAUUCCAUGAAUUCUGUAAACCAUUGCAUAAAUGCUAUAGUGUAAAAAAAUUGAAAUAAGUGUUAACAACUUUAAACAAUUCACUACAAUGAUUAUGCAUUAUAAAUACUACCUUCUGGAUUAAGAAAAUUCCAUUCCAAUAACAUUCUCAUCUAAAUACUCAAAACAUACAACAGCUGGGGGCUUCCAUAAAUAUUAACCCUCAUGAGGCUUCUACACUGAGUCGAGGUCUGCUGUCCAGUUACACAAAUGGUGUGAGACUGUAACAUCACCACUAAUACUGAACACCCGGGGGCUGACAGAUCAGGGCAGCAAGAACAAUGGCCUCACCGAGCACCACGCGGCUGCGUCCGCUACACCCGGCCCUCCCCGCGUGCAAGACGGUGACACCCUGAGACGCCGCCUGCACAGGGUGGAUACCUCAGACGACCAGGCCCACUGCAGCCAGGUGGCAGAGGUGGGAAGGACCAUGGGAGAUUGCUGCAGGUAUGGCCCAGGCACCCCCAGGUGGUUCUUUGGUCUUCCGGCUGCACACCGGUCCUCACAGCCAGCCCCAAUCGGGGAGGAGCGAGUGCCCAGGGGAUGUGUCUCCAGCCCCAGCCAGAGAACCCCUGUGAGCACUGCACCUCCCAUCCCCCAAACUCCACAGAAAGAACUGCCCAGAGUAGCUUAUAAAUACACCUAAAGCUUAAUUGUUCUUGUUUAUAAUUUGAAAAUGUCUAGCCUAGCCUAGAUGUCAAUGAUAAACAUUGUCCUGUUAGCCCAAAAGAGACCGAAGGCCUGAGAUGGGAAACAAGUGCAUAAAUAUUAAUAAAAAUAAAGAAUUUUAAACAG
Messenger RNA from Vicugna pacos (alpaca), 1883 nucleotides. RefSeq names its product N-acetylglucosamine-1-phosphate transferase subunit gamma (gene GNPTG). The record is from RefSeq and is a predicted model, not a curated record. Gene Ontology annotation, cellular component: Golgi apparatus. Lineage: Eukaryota; Metazoa; Chordata; Mammalia; Artiodactyla; Camelidae.